AUGGCCGAAGAAUUCUACACCAUAGAUCUCCACAUUGACCUCACUCCCACUCUCACGCUCAGAAACCCCAACAUCCACCGCACCUUCUACCUUCCAUACAAUUCCGCCGCACACUAUCUCCUCCGGGCUGAACCUUUGGAAGAGGAUAGGGUUUGGUAUUUCACUAUGGGCGAUAUCUUUGAGGGGAAGUAUCAAGAGUUGUUAGAGGUGGAGAAGAUGCGUCAUCCGAGUCUGGCAGGUGAGCUUUCAGAUGAUGUUUCUGGAGAUGAAGAACUUAUGGAACCUCUUUUAAAUCAUCAUGUCGUCUCCACGCCUCAUUGGGGGUUCCUCCGUUUCUGCGUAUCUAUUAUCCAGCCCCUAUUCCACUUUGGCUGGUCUAUGUCUGCCAAAAACUCUGGCAAUCUUGGACUGGAACCUCUUCCUCUUCCUCGCCUUCUUCACGCGCUCCACGGUAACACUAAUCAGAUCCCCACUGGACCCGACGUCACUAUCUCUUUGGCUGCUAACAUCGCCGUGCUCGUAGACCACUACAAGUGCUAUCUGGCUAUCUUAGAAACUCGAUCAAACAACAUACUGAAGGAGACUAAAUGCUCUGGAUCACAGCAUGUUGUCACUCAGCCAAGUCCGAAUACAAUCCCGGGAUCCGCUUACGAACAACUUGAUCCGGAGUUAGUAAUCCUAGCGUCUGGAUAUCUCCCCAAUGACUCUGACCGUCCUUCACCGAAAUAUUCCUGGAGACAUUUAGAAGAGGAUGCAACUUUGGAAGGCGCGGGCAUUAAAAAAGUCCCCUUUCCAUGCCUUCAUACCUCACAUGACUCAGAUAAACCCUUCUAUGACAAAUACUAUACGGAGUCCGGCACUAUACGCCCACGUCCGGGCUUCGUUUUUUACCUGUGCAGAGUUCUAGAUACGUCAGCAGAACUCAGGGGGUUCGUGGAUCAUGAUCCUUAUGAGCACGUGCGUUCGCAUAUACCAGCGCGCACAGAAUGUAGAAAUUGCGGCGGUCCAGCCAUUAUAAAGGAGUCAAAGAAGUUGCAAAUGCGAGCCCGAGAAUACGAAAUUGAAAAGCCCAAGAAUCAAAGCCAAGAGGAAACCCAAACCCUAAUUCAUGCCAUGCCAUGCCAUACCCUACAUCUGAUAGCCCUUGCUCGAUGUUCCUGCGAGGCACGAAUAAUCAUCCCAUCGCAAUGA
This is a messenger RNA of Lindgomyces ingoldianus, 1191 nucleotides long. RefSeq lists its product as uncharacterized. The coding region runs from base 1 to 1191 and encodes 396 amino acids. The transcript is spliced from 10 exons. The record is from RefSeq and is a predicted model, not a curated record. NCBI's taxonomy places the organism in Eukaryota, Fungi, Ascomycota, Dothideomycetes, Pleosporales, Lindgomycetaceae.